AUGGUAAUUAGAUAUGGUUUUGCCGUCCCUCUGAUCAUCUACUGUCACAACGAAAAAUGGAGACUUGAGCUGAAGCGCCUGAAGGCAAAGUUUUUUGCGGAAAAGAAAGUGUCGACUUCUGUAAGCGUCAGAUCUGCUUUGGGCCAAGAAACACAUAUAGAGAAAUCUAAGCAAGCUGAUGUGUACUUUGGUAUGUUGAACGAAGCGUUGGCUUAA
Messenger RNA from Ostertagia ostertagi, 216 nucleotides. NCBI's taxonomy places the organism in Eukaryota, Metazoa, Nematoda, Chromadorea, Rhabditida, Trichostrongylidae. The record is from the annotation of a GenBank genome assembly.